AUGGCUUCGACCAACCUCGACGACGGCACCUGGACCCUAGACGCGCUCAAGAUCAGGAUCACAAGCCACCCGCUAUUCAAGCAGCAUGGAAUGGAGAUGCCGGCAAAAAUACUAGAGCAGGAUCUCAAAAGUGCCGCCCGACUCUUUGACCAACACGACUCGUCGAGUACGAUAGCGGACGGCAAAACCCCUCGACCACUGGAGUACCAGUCCUACACUGUCAACCCCGAUCUGAGACCUAUGGCUGCUGCAGCUGGUCUGAACAAUACUCAUGGAAAGGAGUUUAGCAAGGCUGUUCUCGCCCAGUGGUUACAGCGGUGGGAUGUCGAUCAUGCUCCGCGCAUGGCUAUGUUCCUGCCACGCCCAAAGAAGAAUGGCACGUCUGUUGUCCCCAAGGUGAUUGUCCAGACACAAAAUCAGACUGAACUCAAGCCAGCAGAUUCCAAGAAACGAAAGAUUGUGUCGAACAUGCCUUUCGUGCCACAGAAGCGCCACGACAUGACCAGAGCAAUGACCAAAGAUGAUGAUGUUGAGACGCUCGACGGAGGCAACCUAGAUGACGACCGUUCCCGCCCGCAGUCUACGACAAAGACUAAUACGCCGACUCGAAGACAACGCCAGAAGAACACAAGUUCUCAUGAAUCUCGAACCAGCCAAACAAUUGCUACCCAGACACACCUCGACGCAAACAAACAUAGGGGGCUACGAGUGCGCAAACUGGUCGCCGAAGACCAAGACCACGAUUCCACAGUCGGUAACACAGGCCGUAUCGGUGGAGAAAGCGAUGUUGAAGUUAUUUCUGGUAUUGGACAGUCGCAAGGAUUCGCUGGGGGACGACGUGGCCCUGGACUGAAGGUGACCAGAGGUGGAAAAGCUCGGAAGAAAGCCACGAGGGCUGGUGCGACAAAGACUACGAAGCAACUCGCAGAUGAACAGCAGCAGAAGGAUGAUGAAGAAGAGCUGAGGAUCUACAACCAGCUUCGGCAUGGGCGCUACUCUGAUCCUCUUCUCGCAGACACCUAUCGUGUCAGGAACAAGACAGUCCUUGUGCGUAUGGAAGGGCACGUCCGACCUGGUGUUAAGCCGGCACCUAGCGAACAACUGGGCACACGGCGCCUCUACGAGCGUGAGGUGGACUUGGCAAGGGAACAAGGAAGGGAUCUAGAUCUUUGGAUGGGUGGACCCUCGCCUUGA
Molecule: messenger RNA, 1194 nt
Organism: Alternaria arborescens
Lineage: Eukaryota; Fungi; Ascomycota; Dothideomycetes; Pleosporales; Pleosporaceae
Exons: 1
Coding region: 1-1194 (397 amino acids)
Source: RefSeq, a predicted model, not a curated record